AUGUCGUUUCUGCAGAGCUUGUCCUGUCUGUGUAAAGGCGAGAGGCCAGCCAAAAGAGAGGAUGAGAUUGCGCAAGUCAGUCCUGAUGUCAUGGUUUUCUAUGAGGAGGAGACGCAUACCGUCUCUGCAGUGGUCCGAGAUCCGAGCAGUCGGAAAGUUGCGGUCAUCGAUUCAGUCAUGGGCUUCGACUACUCCUCAGGAAGCACCAGCACGAAGCACGCUGACCAGAUCGUCGAGUUCAUCAAGCGGCACGGACUUGAGCUGGAAUGGCUGCUCGAGACCCAUGCUCAUGCCGACCAUCUUUCGGCAGCACCAUACAUUCAACAGCAGCUGGGAGGCAAGAUCGCUAUCGGCGAGAAUAUUAAGCUCGUCCAACAGACGUUUGCAGGUGUCUUCGGCUUGGGACCCGACUUCCAGACGGACGGCUCGCAAUUCGACAAGCUCUUCCAGGAUGGCGAGACGUUCAAGAUUGGUGGAAUGCCAGUCGCAGUGCUUCACACCCCCGGUCAUACGCCAGCAUGCGUGUGCUAUCAUAUGGGCGAUGCCGUGUUUACGGGUGACACUUUGUUCAUGCCAGAUUACGGCACCGCCCGGUGCGACUUUCCGGGGGGCAGCUCCAAGACGCUUUACCAGUCUAUCCAGAAGCUCCUCGCGCUUCCAGCAGAGACUCGCGUGUUUGUUGGCCACGACUACUUGCCUAAAGGAGUCCGAUCUGAGUUUGCAUGGGAGACGACUAUUGGCGAGCAGCGUCGGAACAACAUUCAUGUUGGAUCUGGCAAGACGGAGGAGGACUUCGUCUCGAUGCGUGAAAGCCGGGAUGCUCAGCUCGCCGUGCCGAAGCUUCUCAUCCCCUCAGUUCAGCUGAACAUUCGCGCUGGCCGCAUGCCCGAACCUGAUGCCAGCGGCAAGGCUUACAUUCAGGUCCCUAUCAACGUCUUGAGCAAUCGAGGUACUCUGAACCCAUAA
Symbiodinium natans is the source of this 966-nucleotide messenger RNA. Lineage: Eukaryota; Dinophyceae; Suessiales; Symbiodiniaceae. The record is from the annotation of a GenBank genome assembly.